Messenger RNA from Vespa crabro (European hornet), 1510 nucleotides. RefSeq names its product dynein axonemal assembly factor 11-like. The record is from RefSeq and is a predicted model, not a curated record. Gene Ontology annotation, molecular function: protein binding. The transcript is spliced from 5 exons. Gene Ontology annotation, cellular component: cytoplasm; mitochondrion. Gene Ontology annotation, biological process: cobalamin metabolic process; outer dynein arm assembly. Bases 126 to 1445 code for a protein of 439 amino acids. NCBI's taxonomy places the organism in Eukaryota, Metazoa, Arthropoda, Insecta, Hymenoptera, Vespidae.
AUACAACAGCUCCAGCAAGCAUGGAAUUUUUGAAGGAAAUUAUGAGCAACAUCAACACAGAAUUCUAGUAAAUAGAACUAUCGGAAAAAAAAAAGUAGAGAUUUUCUAAGGGAAAAGAAAAUAAAAUGGUACGAAUCACUAUUGAUUUGAUACGUAAACGUUCAGAGCAUAACGAGGGUGAGAUAUCAACUUUGGAAGAAAUAUCGUUACAUCAGGAGAACAUAGACAAGAUCGAACUUUUAGACAAACUCUGUAGAAACUUAAAGAUCUUACUUCUUCAAUACAACAUCAUACCAAAGAUUGAAAAUCUCAAUAUGUUGAAGAAAUUGGAAUAUUUGAAUCUUGCAUUGAACAAUAUCGAAGUUAUCGAGAAUUUACAGGGUCUCGAAAGUUUGAAGAAGCUGGAUCUUACAAUAAAUUUUAUCGGAGAUUUGAGAAGCGUCAAAACUUUAAGAUAUAACGAGAAUUUGGAACAAUUGAUACUGACGGGAAAUCCUUGUACGGAUUACGAGGGAUACAGGGAAUAUGUGAUUUCAACAUUGCCACAGCUUAAAGAACUCGAUAUGAUUAAAAUUUUAAGAUCCGAACGAAUAAAGUCUUUGCAAAUAUACGCACAAGCAAAGGGAGACGUUAUCAGAGGUUAUGAUAAUUAUAAAAAGAUAAGAGAGGCUCAGAUAAAACGAUAUCACGAGAAAGAAGAAUUAAAGAUCACGGAAAUAAUAGAAGAAGACGAGGAUGCGGAAAAUGAAAGAUUUUGGAAACAAAAGAGUUAUCACACGCCGGAAGAUCGCAUUGCGAUCGCUGAACAUACGUUAAAAGCAGAAGAGAAAAAACAUGGGAUUUCGGAUGAAAAAAAAAAACAAAAAUACGUGCCAAAAUUGUUCAGUCCAAGUGGUAAACCUUACAACAUGAAUCAUCCGAAGGUUCCGUUUACAUUGAAUGACGAAGACGAUCAGGAUAACGUGAUCUUGGACGUUGGUGUUUACAGGUACCUCGACACGUCUUACAUAGACGUCGACAUUCAACCAACGUACGUGAGAGUGACGAUAAAGGGUAAAAUUUUGCAACUAACUCUACCCUGCGAGAUUCUCGUCGAUAAGAGCAGCGCGAAACGGAACGUAACAACCGGUAGUUUGGUCAUAACGAUGCCUCGUUUACAUCCUUCAAUGAUGUUACAUGGAACCUCGAUUACCUCAAGGACUACGAAAAAUGAAAAUCCUACGAGAAAGGAUAAUGCUGUGAUCAGCAUAAAAAAUCAAAUGUUCACGUCUACGAGAGAAUUUCUUGAGAUUGGGCCAUCGAGAAUCGACUCUGAGCUUGAUUUUUCUAAAAUAUUUGAAAAUUCAAGAAAGAAAGUUGAUAGAAAGUUAACGGUUGAUCAAAUCAAGGAGAAAGCCAUGCCCGAUGAUUUUAUCGAUAAUCCUGAGGUCCCUCCGCUCGAAUAAUGAAGAAAUUCUACGAUGAUUAAUAAUUAUAUUAAUUGUUUCGUUAAAUUAAUCCUUAAGUUAAA